Molecule: messenger RNA, 4759 nt
Organism: Anolis carolinensis (green anole)
Lineage: Eukaryota; Metazoa; Chordata; Lepidosauria; Squamata; Anolidae
Exons: 2
Coding region: 3676-4617 (313 amino acids)
Source: RefSeq, a predicted model, not a curated record
CCUUGCAGAGGGAAGGGCAGGAAGUGUUGCGUUUCUUGAUUAAUUGCAUGUGAGACAGCUGCCUCACCGUUCCCUUCAAAGUGCAUAGAUAAAGGGAUUCUGAAGUUUGAGAUUGAAGGCCUUGGUUCUUGGGUGGAUGUUUUGGGUUAUUUACUUUCUUAUCUGCAAGCAAGAAGUCUUCCCCAUUGGGUGUCUGCAUGUUUGUGGAAUCAACAUGCUAUCCAUCAGCUGCCAGCUUGACUCACUAGGCUUAGGGAGAUUUGCCCUUCAGAGAAGGUCUUUUAUAAAUGCCAAAUAUCAACAGGCUUUCAGGCUCAAGGAGAAAAGUUUUAACAUACCUUCUCCUGUGUUUUUCAGACAAAGUUCACAAGCAAUUGUGGUGCAGUGAUUGGAAAACAUAACCAGCCACCCAUCAUCUGUAAGGUAGGAUUGUUUACUGUGUGUAUUGAUUUUGUUAGUGAUGUGUAUGUUCUUCAUUGUGGAUUGUAAUGGAUUUUAAUCUUUUACGACUGUGAAGUCAUGGUAGUGUAAUUGUCUGUUAUGUGACAUUUUUCAUGCUCGUGUAGAGAGGAGAUAGCAAUUUACAUUCCAUUUGCAUUUUUGAAUGCUUGCAUUGGGUAAGAAUAGGAUGGCCAAAGAAAUCUAGCACAGAGACCUUUUUAAAGCAGCCGAAGAAGUGGGAUAGCAGAUUAUUAACUGGGGUACUCCCUGGCAAACCUGGACAGUUAAAGGGUAUGAAUGAACUGCAGAAACCCCUAACAUGUAUGUUCUUACUCAUUAAUAACUUUUACCAUCUUGAUCACACUCUGAUGUUGCUUCAACACCCAAACCCUAGUUUUCAACUUUGAAACAUGUACAAACUGCAGCUUCAACACAAACUUAUCUUCUCUUUAUAACUGUGCAAGCCUGUACUUUAUUCAGAAGUACUAUUGAGGUCAACCCAAAGAAGAGAAGACAGGAAAUAGGUACAAGGAAGCAUAUGUUCCCAUUCUUUGUCCGUAUGUGUUUGUCACUGCCACAUGCACAGCAUAAGAAGAGUCUUGAGAAGGUACAGCUCACUAAUCACCUUGGUUACAUGCUAGCAGGUUCUCAUUUAUUUCAAUAGCAGCAAGGCCAGAAAUAAAUGCAUUUAUAGCUUGGUCUUCCACAACCUCACUUCAUCAGAGCUACAAGCAUUUUUAUCCUUUCUCUUGAGGAGGCUUAUUGCUUCUAAAAGGGGUAUCUUAAUUCCUGAGAUGCCUGGAUUAUGUUACACAAUGGCCCAGUGACUCAAUAUGUUUUGACUGGCUAGGCUACAUACAUUGUUUAAACAUUAAAAUUAAUUAAUCCAUUUGAAAAUAACCCCCAAAAGCAUACCUCUUGGUUUUGUUUGGUACACAUGCCAAGUUUCAAGUUCGAUGGACUUGAAGUAAAGACAUACUUAAUAUUUUCAAUUAUAAACUUCAAACAUUUCCUGAAAUAAAAUACAAACAACGGUAGAUAAUUAUAAAUUAUUAUGUAUGAUUUUGCUAUACUCUUUGCCAAAUCAUAAUGACCCUUUUCUAAAUAAAAUAAAUAGUGGCUGUACUAAGCUGUAAUAUUUGCAAAAUAGAAUAUUUUAUGGUCUCUGUAGUAGAGGUUUGUGGUCUUUGCAGGACUGAAAUGAACAGAAAGUGUUCUUACUUUAACACUACAUGCAAGCAUCAGACAAGAGAUGCAAUCCUACUUAAAUUCUUAUAAUUCUCAGUUAGUAUCAUGGCACAUCUAAUGGAGUAUACAUCACACAUAAAUUAAAAGGGAAAAUGAAUGGGCGGCACCAUGCCUGGUUUUUCCAUCUCAAUUGAGUUGGUGAACAAGAGGAUGACCAAAAUGCUCUCGGCGUUUUGCUUCCCUCUCAUGGUGCCGGGGACACCAAUAGGAAUGAACAUACCCUCUAAAGUUAUUCUUAUUGUUUCAGUAGCAUUUCAGCCAAGGUUCACUGUUCACCAUUUCUUCCUGUUGAUCUUCUUUCCACUACAUUAUGAUUCUACAGUCACAACCAUUGUUCCAGCUUGUGAAAUACUGGGAUUUGUCAUUUAGGCCAAGAUAGUUAAUUAUAAACUUCCAAAAUAACCAGAGGCACUAUAUCCUCUCUGAUGGUGAAAGCUAACCACCAACUCUAGUUAGUAGUUGGAUGGGAAACCACCAAUCAAUACCAAGUGCCAUAGGCUAUAUUUCAGAGAGAGAAAAGCAGCAAAACCCCUUCUAAAUAUCCCUUGCUUAAGAAAACCCUAUGAAAUUUAUGAGGUUACCAAAGGCUGAUAAGUGACUGGAAAGAACAUAAACAGCAACAUACAACUAUAAACUCCUGGAUUCCAUAGGAUGUAAAUGGAGCAACUAAAAUAGAAUAAUAAAGCUAUAGUUUUGUAGUGUGUAUGGGCUCUAACAUGCUAUGAGACACCACUUUGAAUCAACUUCUGAAUAAGAUUUAUCCAUGUUAGUUAGAAUUGCCAUGAGAAUCUCAUCAAAAGUGUAAUGUAGAGAUGCCAAAUUUUUCAAGAUCAUCUGUUUUAUCCAUCCCUGAAUUGCCAAUAAUCUCCUUUCUUUUCUUGGAAGCAUGUUCUUUAGAACUUUGGAAAACUUAAGCAAAAGUAGAGAAUUGCCCAGUGUUUUGUUUUUGUUGUUAAUUGCUUUGGUUCUUUUUCUUUUCUCCAGUGAGUGAUUUGAGUCCGCACAAAAUUGAAAUGGAUGAUUCCAAUUAUUAGAAGCAGAACCUUCAGCGAACGUGGUCUGUGAGAGGUGACACACAGUGAAUAGGUCAUUUGUCAUGUCAUAAAUUAGAAUUCCAAAAAGCACUGACACUUAGCUUAAGAACGGACACCUCGGUGGGUAUCAUUAGUGAAGGCAACCUUUCAGAGUUUGGCUCCGUCCCCAGAAUUAAAAUCCCUUGGUAUUGUAGUCCUUUCUGUUCUUUUGGAAGUCAGCAACUUUAAAAUGCAUCCAUGUGUCUAAAAGUGUGAACAAUGCUCUCAGUCAUUUCAGUGAAGUUUGUCAUUAGAAUGUAAAGGAAAUGAAAGCAUGUUGCCCAGUUUUCCCAUGGUGGGUUCUAUAUGGAUUCAGUCAAUUCACAUCAACCCAUUACUAUGGAAAACUGAAAGCCCAUGCUUUCAUUAAAUCCGUUGUAAUGGCCAAAGAACCAGUGAAGACAUUUUUAAAUGAAAGGUUGAAUUUACUCAAAGUUAAUCUAUUGGAAUUAACUCAAAGAUUGGAAAAGUACUUUUUACUCCUUGCAAUGUUUCAAAAGUAACUAAUUGCGAUCAAUUGCAACAAUAUUGAAAACAUGUUAAGUUACUUUUUGCACUGCUUGUUACUAUGUGUUAUAUUUUGAAAUAAAAACACCAUUAGAAUUUAUAAGAGAAUGGCAUAAAACAUUGUAAAGGUCCUGCUAAAACUCCUCUACAAACAUUUUUAAAUAGGAACAAGAAAUCAUUAUUUAUUCCAUCAGUUAACUUUUAUUGUGAUGUUACUUUCAAAGUUAUGCCCCUAUAACUUCAUAAAAGUAACUAAGUAAGGGAGCUAUUAUGUGUAAGCUUGGGGGUCCUCCUGGAUUCGGGGCUGACGCUUGAGGCUCAGGUGUCGGCCGUGGCCGGGAGGGCCUUUGCACAAUUAAAACUUGUGCGCCAGCUGCGACCAUACCUCGAGAAGUCUGAUCUGACCAUGGUGGUCCAUGCCUUAGUUACCUCUAGAUUGGAUUAUUGCAAUGCGCUCUACGUGGGGCUGCCUUUGAAGACAGCCCGGAAAUUACAAUUAGUACAACGUUCGGCAGCCAGGUUUCUAACCGGAGCAAUUUGCAGAGAGCGUUCAACGCCUCUGUUUAAGGAGCUCCACUGGCUGCCAUUUAUUUUCCGGGCCCAAUUCAAGGUGCAGGUUAUCACCUACAAAGCCCUAAACAGUUUGGGACCCACCUACCUUAGAGACCGCAUCUCCCCCUAUGAACCUGCACGUUCCCUUCGCUCAUGGGGGGAGGCCCUCCUCUCGCUUCCACCACCUUCGCAGUCGCGGUUGGUGGGGACGAGAGUGAGGGCCUUCUCCGUCGUGGCCCCCCGGCUUUGGAACUCGCUCCCCAGGGAGAUCAGGCAGGUCCCUACCCUCCUCUCCUUCUGGAAGAGCCUAAAAACCUGGCUCUUCCAAAAGGCCUUCGAUCAUUAUAGGUUCGAUUUAUCUGCCCACUCAACAAUAGGUGUUAUGGUUGAGCCUUAUGGCUCCAAUUCUGGGAGACGUGGUCAUAAGACUUCUCGAGAGUCAGACUCUCUUGAGGAGCGAGAGAGGAAACGGCUGCGGGACUUAUUUGCAGAACCAACAGACGAAGAUUCCUUUGAGGGUUUUACCGAGGGAAUGGAGGAAGAGGUGGUUAGCUCAGAGGAGGAUGACAUGGAAUGGACUCGUGUGAGGGAGGAUUUGGGUGUUCCUGGUAAUGAUAGCAUGGGAAGCGACUGGCGGGUUGCAGGAUCGGACCCAUGGACGAGUUGGAGGGAUGGAACAGGAUCCACAGCUGGGGAUGCUGUGGGGCGUAGUCAAGGAUGUUUUAGCUCUGAUGAGGAUGAUGAUGAUGAGGCACCUGGAAUUAGGGGAGCAGCUGAUAGCGAUGAGGAGUUGUAAACUGGCAUAAAAUGGGGUUUUGAAUCCAGGGCUAAUUGCGUUGGGCAAGGUAAUCAGCACACGAAACACACCCGUCUUCAGGAAAACGUCCCACACAGAUCCCAAGCGUUUGUCCAGAUUACCUUGCCCAACGCAAUUUGCU